UAUAUUGCUCUGACUAAUCAAGUGUGAGAAUUGCGUUUUCCCUUGUUUCUGCUCGGCCCGAUUGAGGCUGUUUGUUUUUGACAUAUUUCACUAUCAUUGCGUAGCGAAUCUAAUGACAGAAUAGUGGGUGUUAUUCCGAGAGAGAUAAAAAUUAGAAUAUUCAUCAGCAGUAAUACAUCCCAGCAAUCGAGUACUUCUAAAUUAACACUCGGAGUGGCCGAGUGCUGCCUUAUACAUAAAGGUGUAAUGGAUUUUAGCAUGAAACGUACUCUGCGAGUGGCAUUUGAAGACAAUGUGAUACAAACUUUGAACAGUUGAACGCUUGUGCUCUUACGACAAAGGAGAUGAUGAAUUGAUGAUUUUGUAUCGAUUGGCAUAUUUUACAACAUCCAUGGCACAAGAAUUUCAGUCACUCAUGACGGUUAUGUGGUGUCUCCAGUCAAAACAUUCGAAAUAAUACCAAUUGAAUUUUACUCUUGCGUGCAUCAGCUUCAAACCGGAAUCAAUAAAUUUCAGGGAUGUAAGAAUGGGAUGCCUCUCUCUUUGUGUGUUUUGAAAUGUUCCGUUAAAAUCUUGAUAAAAGCAUGUUUUCAAAGACCGCAUUAACUGAGAUACUGCGACUUGAAUUACAGUUAUAAAUGAACUCUCCAGAUAAUUAGUGUACUAAUUUUAGGUGUUCUUAUAUUAGCCAAAUGUCGGAUUCUUAAAGCUUUGAAUAAUUAUAUCGGAAUUCAUUUAAUGGAAUAUGUCGACAAUUAAGAGAGCCUACAUGGAGAUAUCAAACGGAAUUCGUGGUUUGCGAUUCAGGAGCGACCAGCAAACGCAACAGAAUAGUAACCAGAGUCCCCAGGGUGCUCGGGAGGGCCAGAUGACCCAAAGGUUUAAUGUGAACGGAAGCGGGGCCAUGAAUGUCAGAAUCGUGCGGUCCCCCAAACCGCUUAUCGCAAGAAAAAUUCGGAGCUUAUUCAGCAAGAGCCAACCGGACAAUAUUUUGGAACUCUUUACAGACGAGCGCUUUUUGACCAAGUUCUUCAGCUAUUUUUCUCCCGAGGAACGAGGGACGCUGUGUCAGGUGUGUAGAUUGUGGAAGAACGUGUUAUAUCAUCCCAAGUUCUGGGUAGACGUUACCCCCAUUAUUGUUUGCCGUGAGCUUAGCCCGAAGGAGGACCAGAGAAGCAAGUUUUAUGACAGUCUUCAACAAAGGGGAUUUGACACUUUGUGUCUCUUUGGUGCCACCGACAACGAUGUUUCAGAUUUUGUUGCUCAUUUUCAAACGUACAAGAAACAAAUUAAAGCCAUAAGUUUACGCUGUUCAAAUGUGACUGAUACGGGUAUAGAAAUUUUAUUUAAGAAACUGCCUUGUUUGUACAAAGUUGAACUUUCAGGUUGUAACGAAAUCACAGAGACCGGUUUAUGGUCAUGCCUGAACCCUAAAAUUGUGUCUUUGACAAUAAGUGAUUGUAUCAAUGUUGCAGACGACACUGUGGGGGCCAUUGCACAACUACUUCCGUCUCUUUUUGAACUAAAUUUGCAGGCCUAUCACGUGACUGAUGCCUCUUUGGCCUUCUUUAGCGCCAAACAGGGAUACAUUCUGUCCAUUUUAAGACUACAUUCCUGCUGGGAAAUCACGAAUCAUGGCAUCGUCAACAUUGUACAUUCCUUGCCCAACCUGACGGUGCUGAGCAUGUCGGGUUGCAGCAAAAUUACGGACGAUGGGGUCGAGCUCAUUGCAGAAAAUCUCAGAAAACUCCGAUCUUUAGACCUCUCGUGGUGUCCACGUAUCACUGAUGCUUCGUUAGAGUACAUUGCCUGUGAUCUGAGCCAGCUGGAAGAACUCAUUCUUGACAGGUGCUCGCGAAUAACGGAUAUUGGUGUCGGGUACCUUUCUACAAUGACUUCACUACGCCGCUUAUUCUUACGUUGGUGUACACAGAUUCGAGAUUUCAGCCUCAAGCACAUUUAUUCCAUGAGAAAUCUUCGCGUGCUGUCUCUUGCAGGGUGCACUCUAGUGUCUGGGCAAGGGUUGUGUGGGUUGACACAGUUACAUAACUUAGACGAAUUAGAAUUGACCAACUGCCCAAGUGCAUCUCGGGAAGUUUGCCUCUACCUCCGGGAAAACAUGACGCACUGUCUAGUUGUGGACUAAGUGAUAUCCCACGUUCACAGAAAUCACAUCGUGUAAUUUCCACGUUGCAGGUUAAAAAAACUCGGUUGUGCAAAAUGCUCCUGUGUACAUGUACUCACCUUGCUAAAAUUCUGAAGGAAGACACAUAUAAAAAUGUCUCGAAAGGUCACGUGACUAUCAUCUACAGAGAACUUGUGAGCACAGUAUGAGUCCUUGAUUAUACAGAUUCUGAGAUUACAUAUCUUUUUUAUCUUCUUUUUUUGUGUAACUAAAACAUCGAUAACACUGGUUUUUUUAUGAUGAAAAUAUGAAUUUGAAUUUUAAAAUUUCCAUAUUUAUUUUAAAAAUAAAUUCCAGCUUUAUUCCUUUAUUGACAGACCAAUUUUGUACAGAAUGCUUGUUAUCACUGGAAAUAAAUGAAGACAAAAAAUUAUGAAUGUUG
Saccostrea cuccullata (small rock oyster) is the source of this 2567-nucleotide messenger RNA. RefSeq names its product F-box/LRR-repeat protein 16-like. Gene Ontology annotation, biological process: SCF-dependent proteasomal ubiquitin-dependent protein catabolic process. The transcript is spliced from 3 exons. Lineage: Eukaryota; Metazoa; Mollusca; Bivalvia; Ostreida; Ostreidae. Gene Ontology annotation, cellular component: SCF ubiquitin ligase complex. The coding region runs from base 746 to 2146 and encodes 466 amino acids. The record is from RefSeq and is a predicted model, not a curated record. Gene Ontology annotation, molecular function: protein binding.